Saccharomyces paradoxus is the source of this 2445-nucleotide messenger RNA. RefSeq names its product Yrr1p (gene YRR1). The record is from RefSeq and is a predicted model, not a curated record. The coding region runs from base 1 to 2445 and encodes 814 amino acids. Gene Ontology annotation, molecular function: DNA-binding transcription factor activity, RNA polymerase II-specific; zinc ion binding. The transcript has a single exon. Gene Ontology annotation, biological process: regulation of DNA-templated transcription. NCBI's taxonomy places the organism in Eukaryota, Fungi, Ascomycota, Saccharomycetes, Saccharomycetales, Saccharomycetaceae.
AUGAAAAGAAGAAGCGAUGCUUUGUUGGGAACUUUUCAGGCCACCAACGUUACGCCACCAAGCGAUAACGGUAAUAGUACGGCUGGUGGGGCCAAUGGAAGUAACUCUGUUACACCAACCUCUACUGGCGGUAAGAAAAGAAACAAGCUUAUAAAAUCAUGUGGCUUUUGCAGAAGGAGGAAACUUCGUUGUGAUCAACAGAAACCUAUGUGUUCUACAUGUAUUUCUAGAAAUUUAACGACAUGUCAAUACGCUGAUGAAUUCAACAAAGACAUCGAAAAGAAAGCAACCUAUGGUCCCUAUCCUAACGCCGAGUUACUUAAGAAAGUUGAAGACCUGGAAAACAAAAUCCGUAUUCUAGAAUCUGAAAAGAAUACUAAUUCGUCUGCGAGCUCCAUGUAUACUUCCCCAAAUUUCCCUCCUUUGGAUACUAGUGUAUGUGAAACAUCUACUGAAACUUCAUCUCCAUUACCAGAUGGUGUGAUAAAUCCAUAUGCUGACCGGUACUACUUACAAAGUAAACACUCGGGAAGGUCGGUACUAUACGGCCCAACUUCUAUGAGAACCCAAAUUGCAAAUAGUAAUUGGGGGUUCAUUGAAAAAUAUAAACAAUUAUGGACAAAGGUUAAAGCAGAAAGAAAUAAAUGGAAGCAAAACAACCAAAAGACGAUGUGUAGGGAACUAAGUCUUUUGGACGAGUCGAAUUGGGAGCCAGAUACAUUAAUCAAACAGAUAUGCCGCUUCCUACCAUCAUAUGACAAAGUUUUGUCUAUUUUAGAUGAUUUCUUUAGUGACGAAGCAUGUAAUGAGAUCAACAUGAUUCUUGAUAAGGCAAAAGUUAGAAGAGACUUUCUGGAUUAUUUCAUGCCGGAAAAAGAGGUAAACGCGAAUGGUGACAGGUCCAUAGUCUAUAUUUUAUCGAAUUCAAAAAAUAAUUACUACAAAGCUGCUGUGAUACUAUUAAUCCUAUGUCUGAAAUAUUUCCAUGCGAAUGUCCCAAUCCCGAUUGAGAAGCUUUUUACUUUUCUAAAUGGUGCCUCCACCGCCAAGGUGUUCUAUGUUGAGCGUGCUCAAAUGUUAAUACUGUUCUACUACCAUCGCGAAAUUCAUUCAUUCGGUGGAGAUGGUUCCCAUUUGAUUAACCUAAAUGAAUCUUUAUUUACCACGGUUACCACAAUAGGGUUGCAUUUAAAUAUCAGAGAAACUUUCAAAGAUCAAGAGAUUUUCAUGGGUAGCAUCGAAAGUUUAGAAAAUGUCUGGUUAAUGGCAAUAUUAAUUGAUUACAGCAUGUCUUGUAAUAUUGGCAGACCCUUAUUGAUUAACAAAUUUUACCUAGACGAAAAGCAAGAUUAUUGCAUAUUGAAUAGUCAAAGCAAAACAUAUGAGGGAAAGCUCAAAAGGUAUUUAAGGAUGGCAAGGCCAAUGUUGUUUGCUCUUUACGAUAGAGAGAAAUUCCCGGAUUUAAAGGCCUUUUCCAAGCAAAUCAUCAAUUUUGUAGAAGAAGAACUUGGCCCGCUUGGACAUUACACAGAUGAAAACCAAUCGGUGGAAGUCCCACUGAGAGAAACUAGAAUUAUAAGUAUGGCAGUGGGAUUAUUAUUAUCGUUCUAUGCACUAGUACAUUCUGUGCUGAAAGCCAGAAACAUAGAGUCCAAAAAUAAUACGUUUCAAUUGGUUUUAAUCAAUUUUUCCAUCAUUGUUAAUACCACAAUUCGAUGCUAUCGUAUCGACAAAGCACUUCACCCAGAGAAAUUCAAAACCUCCUAUCCGCAUUUACCGCCACAUAUGGCGUUAUCGAUGAGCCUCACGGCGGGGCUUUUUUCCAAAACCUUGGUGUUUUUUUGUUCCUUGAGUUACUUCAAAUUGACGCUUUUCGAAAAUGGGAUAUGUCUAUCCAACGAUAUGGAAGUUGGAUGGUCGGAUUUGACCAGAAUGACCGUUCCUUUAGACAAGGAUCUAUCCUUGGGUACAGCAAUGAGGUUGUACUCGACAAUCUUCGAUCGCUUAUUCACAGCGGGAGAUAAAGAAUUGAUACGCACAAUGCACAGAUCGCCGCAAUUUGUAGUAGAGCUGGCUAUUGAGAGGACUUAUAGAACCAUUCUUGGCAACGUCAUUGAAUUCAGAAAGCUGACCGAAGAAACAUGGCUGGCACAAAUCAAACAAGAACUAGAUCCACAGGGCGAUCAUUCAUCACCAGAACCUAAAACUGUGAGCGAUAAGCAGCAGCAGCAGCAGCAGGAUGUCAACCUUGCAGUUCCAACCCCCACCCCUUCAAUAAUUCCGAUGUCCCCUACACCUGGUGAGAAUAAGAACCAUACAAAGAGUCAAUCAGAGAUUAUCCAGAUGUUGACAGAUGAAUUUUGGACCAAUUAUAACUCAGGCUGGGAAGAAUUGGUUAAUCAGUCGGAGUUUUCCACCCUUUUUGAUGAUUACGAAGACAAGUAA